Camellia sinensis is the source of this 434-nucleotide messenger RNA. The record is from RefSeq and is a predicted model, not a curated record. NCBI's taxonomy places the organism in Eukaryota, Viridiplantae, Streptophyta, Magnoliopsida, Ericales, Theaceae.
GAAAAGGUUUUUAAGAUGUUAGAUGAGGUUGUUGAGAAGGUUGGAGAAGAAAAUGUUGUACAAGUUGUAACUGACAAUGCUUCUAAUUAUAAAUUGGCGGGACAAAUGUUAAUGGAUAAAAGAAAGGGCUUGUUUUGGACUCCUUGUGCCGCCCAUUGCAUAGAUUUGAUGUUAGAAGAUUUUGAGAAGGAAAUACAAGUUCAUCGUGUUACAAUUGGUAAAGGAAAAAAGAUUGUGGCAUACAUUUAUUCAAGAACCAAUCUUAUUCAUUGGAUGAAGGAGUUUACAAAAGACAUUGAACUUAUAAGGCCUGCGGUAACUCGGUUUGCUACCUCUUACUUGACAUUGAGACGUCUUCAUGAGCAAAAAGGUGCAUUGUUCUCUCUAUUUACAUCAAACAAGUGGAGGAAUAGUAGAUUUGCGAAGUCUGAAAA